Molecule: messenger RNA, 7481 nt
Organism: Paramecium tetraurelia
Lineage: Eukaryota; Ciliophora; Oligohymenophorea; Peniculida; Parameciidae
Exons: 6
Molecular function (GO): protein binding
Source: RefSeq, a predicted model, not a curated record
AUGUUAUCUCAAACGUCUUAAACAGAAUUCAUUUUGAGGGGAGGCGGUUGCGGAUCUUGGAAAACAAGCCCUCUGGAAACAAGUUUUUUAAAGUCAGAUAAUCAAGAACUUUAUAAUUUUUUUAACAAAUUCAAUUUUUAUGUUGAGAAAAUCUGCACCAAGGCUAUUGUUGCAGCUGAUUAGUUAGAAUCUUAAGAAAUAAUGAUAGCUUUAUAAUGGUUUAUUUUUUAAGAAGAAAGCAUUUACAAACUCAAUAAGAAUGCUUAAGGUGUAGUGAAAUCAUACGAUUUAAUUUUGGAGGGAGUUAGAAGAUUAUUGAAAAGCUGUUUGUUCUAUAUCAAAACAGAUUCGUUUAAGUGUUUAUAUAUCUUAUAGACAACGGCAUCUCUGUCAAAAGUAAUUUUUAGCUUCCAUUUACUAAAUGGGGAGAGAUUUAUGAAAUAUGAUUUAUAAAAGGAAUUUUUGGAUAUCUCUGAUGAACUAAGAUAACAUAUGGAAAUAGAGAAGAAUGAUUUGAUUCAAAAUUAAAUGGAACUCUACCUUUUCUUAACGAAAACUUCUUUCGAAAUGGCACCAAACAAUAGUAAUGAAAGGGAAGAAAUUUUAAAAGGAUGUUUAAGUGGUAUAAUUGGUUCGAUAAUUUAAAUGAAGCCAAAUGAAGAAUUGCUAGAAUCAUUGUUUCAGGGAGUCUGUCAUCUUUACAAAUUGUAUGUUGUAAAUAACAAUAGAAAUUAAUUUGAGGUUUAUUUUUAAAUAGAUAUGUUGUAGUGGGAGAUAAUAAAUUAUUUUAAGAAUGAAAAGUGGUAAACCUUAGACUAAAUAAUUUGUCAAGUAGAAGAAAUACAUUCUAAAAUUGUGAAAAAUUCAAAUGUAUGGAAAUUUCAUUAUCUUUGGGUGUAAAUGAUUGGGAAAAUCAUAUUAUACAAUCCUAUAUUAACCAAAAAAAAAUUAUCACAACUAAUAAAUGAUUUUAAUUUCGGAUUAAAAUCAGAUUAAAUUUGGAAGGAUUAUCAUAGAAAAGGCUUAAUAAUUUAAAUGAAUUAUAGUAAUGAUUAAGCAAUCAUCCAAUUAAAUAAACUUUAAGAUAAUUAAUUAAGUUAAAUUGACACAACAAUAUUUGAAUCUUGUUUCAAGGAAUGGGAAAUUUUCUUACUACUUAAAGAUGUUCUCAUGAAUGAAUAAUAGCAAAAUUUCCCUUUUUCUCUUGGAUCAUAUUUAAAAUGUAAAUUAGAGAUUGGGGAAGAAUUUCAAAGAAAUGAGGAUAUAUUGGCAAUUAAUAAUAUCUAAAGUUUUUUAGGUUUUCUAAUAUCCAAUUAGUUAUUAACAUUAAUUAAACAAAAUGAUGAGAAAUUGGAAGAAGUAAUAAAAAUGUGUAGAAAUAUAAGGAAUGAUAAGUAAUAUAAUGAGAGUGUAACAUUAUAAGUUUCCAAAUAAUAAAUAAAAAGAAUUAUACAUAAAUUAUAAGACUAUUUCUAAAACACAUAGACUAUAAUUAAAAUUAUGAGGCUUAAUUAGAGUGUAUCGAAAAAUAGAAAUGAACAUAAAGAUAUUUAGAAACUGAAAAACCUAUUUAGACUAUAGGAGGUAUUAUAAUUAUAUAUCAUUUUAAAUUAAAGAAAUCCUUAAAACAAAAAAUUUACUGAUGAUAAUGGUGUUAUUUAGGAGUGGAUAUGUUUAAUUUCGGAAGAAUUAACAACAAUUGAUUUGAAAGAAUAUAAAUUACCAUUUCUCGAUGCAUCAGCAACUCAACAAUCGAGAAACUAAAUUCUAGUACAUGUUGAAAAGUUAAUAGAAAUUUUAUAGAAGGAUAUUUACAAAUUAGAAAUAAAAUAGAUCCAAAACAACUUAUUAUAAUAUUUUUAGAGUUUAGUAAAUAAUCUUUAUUUAUAUUAUGAAAAUGUGAGCAGUGAACUUUCAUAAAAUUAAUUGGAGUUCAAUUUAUGUCUGAAGGAAAUUAUGAUCAUCAUGUAUUAAAUUGAGACAGUGCCCUAAAUUUUCGAUCUUAAAAAAAUUAAAAAAGCUCUUGAUGACAUGCAUUUGCUUAAAUUUCUAGACAACUUAAGGUGCAGCAAUAUGAGGCUAAAAUUAAAAUUGGUUAAUUCAAGGAAAUCUUUUUCAAUAAUUUUAGAAAAAGCUAAAUUAGACGAAUUAAGAAAGUUGUUAGAAGUUAUACAUCUUGAUUAAUUUUUGCUAAAUUUAAUUUAAGAUUUUCCAAAGAGAAUUAUGAGAGAAAACACUAAGUUUGAUACAUUAUUUCUCUCUGAACUACAAAAUAUUAAUAUUAAAGAAGAAGACUUUGCAAAUAGGUUAUCAAAGUAAAAAGGAAUUAUAAAAUAUCUUAUAUUUAAAUACAGCAUAAAGGCAAAAAUGUUUGACUCAGAAAGUAAAGAUUUAGAGUUGAUUGAAAAGGAAUUUGGAGAAUAAUUCAUCAAGGAAAUUCCAUCCUAAUUUUCUACAGAAAAAAUUAAGAAAAUUUUUGAGGAUCUUUAAGUUGAUGAAUCAUUAAAAAAUGUGAGGGAAGUAAAAUUUAAUUUAUUAGAUUUGAGAUUGGAAAAAGAAAAAUAUAAAGAUUUAGGUAAAUGUUAAUUGAUUGAGAAUUGGAAUUCGAUAGUCAUGCAAAUAGAAACUGUGAUUAAAACAAUUGAAACUUUUGGAUAAACAGACAAAGAAAUUGGUAAAAUGUUAAUUAAUGAAGAACUGAUGAAUUUAAAAAUCAUGAUAAGUCAAAACAAAAUAACUUUGAAGGAAUUGCAAGUAUAGGUAUCUGAAGAAUAAUUAAGACAGGAGGGAGUCUUAAAUAAAAACAGUAAUCUUACUGACCAAUUUUAAUUAAAUUCAUAAUUAGAAGGACAAAGUGAAAAUGACAAAAUAUGUGAACUUAAAUAAAAUGGAAAGAAAUUUAACUUUCGCAGCGACAAUAACUAUAGAACUUACUUAUCCUUCAUGAUUAAGAUAAUAAAGUUAAAAAAAUUAAAACUCCAAGAAGAGAUGGAGCUAUUAUAGAAAUUACUUGAAGAAUUUGUGCUUUUCUCUGUAAAGCUUGACUAAAUUGAAAAGUAUAAAAUAGAAAUUUAAAUUAAAUUCCAAUAAAGAUUUUAAUGUUAUAUUUAAGAAUUUAUUUAGAAGUUUGAGCUAUUAUAAUUGACAGACGUAAAUUUAUAUUAGAAGGAAGAUGAAAGUUUUCAUUUGUAUUUGGACAGAAUAGAAACUGAGUUAUUUAAAAGAAUAAAAGAUAAAGAGAUUAUUCAAACAUAUAUAAAUAUCCCUGAUUUUCUCAAUUAAUUAGAGAUUUAUGUCUAUGAAAAAGUUGUCUCACAAAGGUGUUUUGCUAACAGCCCAAUUAAAUAAGAUUUUCUUAUUAAAUAAAUAAAAAAAAUUUAUUUAGAGGACUUAGAAGAAGUGGAAGCUGAUGAAGAAUCAAAUCAAUAAUUUGGAUUAGAGGAUAAUUUAAUUCAAAAAUACCAAGAUUUUAUAAAUAAUGAUUAAUGGAAAAUUAAAUAGGGUUUGGUGUUUACUAUAAUUUAAAUUUCUUCUAAUAGUUAUUCAGAUAAUGUUACUUCUUUUUGUUAGAAAGUUCUAAUAAAAAUGUGGAUUCAAGAAAAAGAUUUGAGAGUUAGAAAUAUUUUAAAACAUAAACACUUAAUAAGCUUAUAAAUGUAAAUUAUGUAAAAAGAUUGGUCUACUUAAAUUGAAAGAAUUGCCAAAAAAAUGUAGGAAAUGUUGAGCAGAAUUGAUGAAUUAUAAGAAUAAAUUUCUCAUGAGGCCAAUCUCAAAAAAAGAGAUCUAGAUUUGAAAGAACUUGAUGAAACAACAGAGAAAAUAGAUUAGUAAAUUGAAAAUAUUAGCGAAAUGGGUUAAUAGCUGAAUCUGAUAACUGAUUUUGUGAAUCAUAUCAGAAAGGGUUUGAUAAGAGUUGAGGGUAAAAUUAAUGAAAUGAAGGAGCAACUCAAAAGCAUAGAGGAAAAUCUGUUGAAUAAUUAUUUGAAAUUAGAAAAUGGAAAGUAUUAAAAGACGCUGCAUAUAAGAACAUUAAAUCCAUUUACGUACCAUUAUAAACCAAAGAGAUAUAUCAUAAAGCAAUCAUAGGGGAAAAGAAAGAUGAUAAAAUUAAAAUAAAUUAAUGAUACAGAAGGAGAAGUGAAUGAGUUUUUAUUAGAAGAGAAAGAAACAGUGCUAUUAAUUCAUGGGGUAGCUGGAUCUGGCAAAAGUACGACAGCUAAGAAAAUAGAAGAAUUUAUUUGGAAAUUACAUGACAAUAAUAAAAAAAUUAGAAAUCAAGUGCUUAUACCUGUUUAUAUCUCCUUACCCUCAUUAAAAAACCCAGUUUUUUAAGCAGUAGAGGAAGCACUUCAUCAAGAUGAGUAUGGCUUUGACGAACUUUAAUUAAAAGAAUGUAAAGAGAUUUUAGAAGGGAAAGAAUUCAGAUUGUUAUUGAUAAUGGAUAGUUAUGAUGAGAUGAGACUAGAGAUGAUUUAGAAAAAUUUAUACAUAAAUAAUAAACUCAAAUAGAAUUGGUUUGACCCACUUGUUAUUUUUACCACAAGGAGUGAAAUUUUUACAAGUAGUAAUUAUGCCUUUUGGUUUGCACCUGAUAAUAAAGAAAAUAUAAAGGAGAUUCAACUUCAAAAAUUUAAUCCUGAUUAAACAAUGGAAUAUUUAAAAAAAUUCACAAUUUAGAGUGUUAAAAUGUUGAUUUUCGAAAUAUAUGAAUGGUAGACAUAAAUUUUAAAUCGAGGAGUGUUGGAUAUCAAUAAUUUUGAAAUUAGUUGGGAAGAAUUGUAAGAAUAAUGUCUGAAUUUAGAGGUAACAAAUUUCAAUGGUGAAGCCCUUUUGAAUUAAAAAUAAAUAGAGAAUAUUUUAUCAUUUUUGAAGAAUAAUUAUUUCUUUAGUUUCAAAAGUAAUGAAGCUUUAAGAAGUCUAAGCGUAAAAUUAUAAAAAUUAUGGAGUGUUGAAAAGUAUGAAAAGAUGAUGAAACACAUAAAUUUACAUAGAUUGGUAGAAACCCCAUAUAUGAUGGAAAUUAUAGUAUAAGUGUUACCAAAAAUGAUGGUAAAAGCUUCUGAGAUAAUUAAUUUGAGAUUAAAUUUUCUAAAAAAUUUUCCAAAUAUGCUUCAUGAGUUUUACAAAAGUAACUACCUGAUUCGAUUGUAUAAUUGGCAAUAGAAAUAGCAUUUAGCACAGUAUGAAACAGAAUCAGAGGUUACUUCAACUGAUGUGGAAAACUUAGAGAAAAUUAACUACUUUGAAAUUGCUCUUGGAGUUUGGAAUAAAAUGGAAGAAAAUUCAAUUGCUAUCCAAUUUUUCAGCCACCAAGAAUUAAAUGAUCUUAACAAAAUACUCUUCAAUUUAUUUGAACACAACUUUGAACUAUUCAAUAAUGCAUUUGCAAAAAUUUACAUUCAGAAAGAUAGAAUAAUUGAAGUUGUUUCUAAAGCAUUAUAUGAACUCAAUCUUUCAAAUUAUGACUUUUAUAAUGAGUUUAUUAAUUAAUAUCAUUAUCAAUAAAUAGAAAAGCAGAGAAAUAUGGGAAAAUCAAUACAUAUUGAUCGGUUUUUACAUGACUUAAAAAAGUAUUCAACAAAUCUUGCAAAAGUAAUGAGCAGAAAAUAAAUGACAUAAGUUGAAUUUUAAUAAUAUGGAUUUCUUUAUUAAGAAGAAAGAGAAGAGGAGAAGUGGUAAAAUGAAUUUUUUAACGAUGAUGAUCGUUAAUUUGGUUCCUAUUAAAAGGAUUUAAGGAGUUGUUCGCUAAUCAAAUAAAAAGGAACUAACUUUUAAUUUGCCCAUAAAUCAAUUUAAGAGUUCUAUAUAGCAGCUGAUAUAUAUGAUAUAUUAGUGUUAUCCAAAGACUUUAAUGAGCAGAUAUUCAACUGGAUGUUAGAAUAGUUAUCAAAAGAGAACAAUUAUGAUAAAAAUUGUAUAGAAUAUUUAUCAAAUUAAAUUAAUUAAGAGAACCUAAUUAAAGUAGAUGUAUUUAAAACAAAAAUAUAAUUAACUUUGAAUCUUUUGAGAACUUUAAAAAAACAUGAAUUUUUUUUAGAAAAUUAUUCAACUUCUACAUAUGCUGAGACUAGAAAGUACUUGAACUAAAAAAUAAAUAAAGAAAGAUUGAUAAUAGAGUUUUUGAAAUUUCUGGUGUAUUUAACAGCGGUUGAUAAAAGUUUUAUAUAGGGGGGUUCAAACUCACUUAAUAUAUUAGUUGAGAUGUAAGUUGAUCUAACAAAUCUUAAUUUUGAGAAAAUUAGGAUCAAAAACACUUCCAUAGAAGGAGGUAAUUUUGCUAAAUGCAAUUUAAGCCGAUCAGAAUUUACUGAUGUGAAUAUAAAUGAAAUUAAUCUAAAUGGAGCAUAAAUGUUUAACUGCAAAUGGUAUAAUCUGAUAAUUAAUGAUUUAUAUUCAUUUUAUGGUCAUUAAGCAUCUGUUGAAACGGUUGGCUUCUCUUCUGAUGGUACGACAUUAGCAUCUGGUAGUAGGGAUAACUCUAUUCGUUUAUGGGAUGCUAAGACAGGAAAAUAAAAAGCCAAAUUAGAUGGUCAUUCAGAUGGAAUUCUAUCAAUCAAUUUCUCUCCUGAUGGUACUACAUUAGCAUCUGGUAGUCAAGAUAAGUCUAUUCGUUUAUGGGAUGUGAAGACAGGAAAAUAAAAAGCGAAAUUAGAUGGUCAUUCAGGUUAUGUGUAUUCUGUCAAUUUCUCAGAUGAUGGUAAUAUAUUAGAAUAUGGUAGUGAGGAUAUGUAUAUGGAUUUAUGGGAAUUUUAGAAAGGAUAAUAAAAAGGGAGAUUUGAUUGUUAUUAAAGUUAUAUUUAUUAAAUAAAUUUAUAUGAUGAUGGUAAAAAAUUAGAGUAUGGUAGUAAAGAUAAGUAAAUAAGUUUAGGGGAUGUGAAGAAAGGGAAAUAAAAGAAAAUAAUAGAUGUUAAUUUAUAUAAUGAUGGUAAUAAAUUAGAAUAUGGUAGUGAUGAUAAGUGUAUAAGUUUAUGGGAUGUUAAGAAAAGAUAAUAAAAAGCCAAAUUAGAUGGUCAUGAAUAUGGAAUUCUAUCAGUCCAUUUCUCUCCUGAUGGUACUACAUUAGCAUCUGGUAGUGGAGAUAACUCUAUCCGUUUAUGGGAUGUUAAGACAGGAUAAUAAAAAGCCAAAUUAGAUGGUCAUUCUAGUUUUAUUAAUUCAGUCAAUUUCUCUCCUGAUGGUACUACAUUAGCAUCUGGUAGUGAAGAUAACUCUAUCCGUUUAUGGGAUGUUAAGACUGGAUAAUAAAAAGCCAAAUUAGAUGGUCAUGAAUAUGGAAUUCUAUCAGUCAAUUUCUCUCCUGAUGGUACUACAUUAGCAUCUGGUAGUGGAGAUAACUCUAUCCGUUUAUGGGAUGUUAAGACAGGAUAAUAAAAAGCCAAAUUAGAUGGUCAUUCUAAUACAGUUUAUUCAGUCAAUUUCUCUCCUGAUGUUAUGAUAACUCUAUCCGUUUAUGGAAUUUUAAGACAGGAUAUUUAAUUCUU